AUGCCAAUUAUUAUUCAAUUUACACAUUUUAAAACUGAAUUACAUCGUCUAACAAAUUCACAAAUAUCUCUUAAAAUUUUACGUCAUGUUCUUAAUUCUUUUGAAUUAUUAAAAAUAACAAAAUUAAUAUAUGAUCUUAGUCAAUUUUAUCUACUGUUACAUCAAACUUAUACACAAUUAAUUGAACGAAGUGAAUUUUUAACAAUAACAUUAAAACAAUUGUAUGAUCGAGGUCAAAAACAUUAUAAUACUUCUCAUUAUCAAAAAUAUCAAAAUGAAGAUAAAACUCAUCAAUUGAUAAUUGAGAAAGGAAUUGAAGCUGUUAAUAUAUAUCAUCAAUUUUCUGAUGGUCUUAUUCGUCCAGGUGCAUGUGAUGAAACUCAACGUUUUUCAAUUAUUUCAUUCGAUACAUCAGUGAAUUAUUUAGUUACAAAUGAUAAUCAUGACGAAGGCGAUAUUAUUAUGCGUAUAAUCAGUGUCUUAGUUGAUUUUCAUAAUAGUUUAUUGGAUUUGAUGGAAAAUGAAUUGAACAAUAAUCAGAAUCACACUGUUAGUGCUUUGAAAAAUUUGAUCAAAGAAUUGACAUCAAAGAAUAUCUCGAUUUUACAAAUUGCAAAUGAUAAUACUGGUGUUAUUAGUUUGAAUGAAAAAGAUUGUCUAUGGAUUGAACAAUUAUGUCAAGCAAGCCUUACUACUGAUGAAGAACAAUACUUCAUUGCAUCAGACUCACGAUUAAUAUUUGAUUUUACCUAUAUUCAAUCACAGAUUAUUCGAACAUAUCUUCUAUAUUGUCGUAUAAAUUAUCAUCAUAUUAUUCAAAAAUAUCAAUGUCACACAAAAAAAGAACAAACAACAACAAAUGUUGAACAUUUAGAUCUCGAUGAAAAAUAUUUGAUUCGACUAAGUGAUGAACAACUUGAAAAUGAAUGGAAUAAUCAUUUGAAAAAUGUUUUAUUAGACAAACUUUAUCAUGGUCAUAAUCUUUUAAGACAAAUAGCAUUAACAUUAAAUAAUCAUUCAAAUGAUUUAUCAUCAAUUUAUCUCUUUGAAUUUGUUAAAAUAACUGAUCACAACAACCAUGAUAUUCUUCAACAAUUAGAACAAUAUGAAAUAAAAGAUUUUCAAUUAUGUCAUAUUGAUCAUAUAAUUAAACUCUAUGCAGAAUCUAUCAGUGGAUUUCAACAUUUGUUUACAGACAUUCCAUCUUUACUUCGAAUUCCAAUUGAUACUCAAUUAAAUAAUGAACUCAUUCAAAAAUUUAAUGAAAACUUAUUCAUCAUUGAUUAUAACAAUGAUAUUGAGAAAAUUCAACAAAUAAUUCAAACAAUCACAGAAUUUCUUAAUGAAUUAAAAACAAUUGAAGAUAUUCUUCUACAACAAUCUGGACAAUCAUUAGUUGAAACAUGUCAACAUUUAGCAAUCGAUAAUUCAAUUCUUUCAUAUAUACCAUAUAGAAUAAAAUGUGAAAAUUAUGUUGAUCUUUAUAUUCAUUUAAUUCGUACAAGAUCAAAUCUUCAAGAACAAAUAUUUAAUAUCGAAGAACAACAAAUGAAAUUAUGGGAUGAAAAUUUUAAUUCAUAUGAACAACAAGAUAAACAAGAAAAUCGUUUUCAUCAAUAUUUAAACCCUCAAUAUGAUGAACAAAUAUUCGAAAGAAAACAAAAUCUUAAUGAAUUAAAUGAUUGGAAACUUCCUAUAAUAGAUGAUACAGAAGAAUUAACAACUGGUUUAACAUAUGACAAUAAUUUACUUGAUUUAGAUCAAUCACAAGAUCAACAGCAAAUGAAAUCUAAAAUUGAUUCAAAUAAAAAUAUUGAAUAUAAAUCCUUGAUGGCAAUAAAUAUAAAAUCAAUUCCAUGUUUAUCAUCAGUAUUUAUUCAACAAAUACAUAAAUAUCGAACAGAAUCAUCAAUAGAAUCAAUUAUUGUAAAUAAAGCACAAAAAUUUACUAUUAUUCAUCCAAAUGGAGAAUCGAAAACAUAUUUUUGGAAAAGUGAAAAUUUUUUCGAACAAUUAAAAAAAAUAUUUAUUGAUAAAAAAUAUGAUCAUAAUUUAUUUGUUGUUGUUGACAAAAAUGGAAUGUUUGUCGAUCUUACAAAGAAUAAUCAUUGUCCAGCAUAUCAAUCACCUUUAGAGUAUCAUAUUAUUGAAAAACAAAACUUAAUUCAAAUACAAUUUCAAUUUCGAACACAAAUAUCUAAAUAUUUAAUCACAUCAAAGUGUAAUAUAUCAACUAUUAUUCAUCAUUUUCUUGAUGUUAAACAACUCAAAAAUUUAUCAUCAGAUAUUAUUCUUUGUUUCUUUGAUGAAUAUGGUAAAUGUAUUGAUGAUCUUUGUACAAUGGAUCAAAAGAUAAUUACGAUUUUCGUAACGGAAGAAACAUUGAAUACUAGCAUUUUAUAUGAAUUUGCUUUACAGAACAAUGAAGGUAAUUAA
This is a messenger RNA of Rotaria sp. Silwood2, 2436 nucleotides long. NCBI's taxonomy places the organism in Eukaryota, Metazoa, Rotifera, Eurotatoria, Philodinida, Philodinidae. The record is from the annotation of a GenBank genome assembly.